AUGGAUCGCGGAUCAGUUUACUCGACUCACGUCUAUGAGCCGUCUUUCGGUGAAAACGGAGAUACGCGACUUCAACGUCAGACGCAGCUUGAAACCUUCAUCCUCGACUUCCGUAUCGACAACAAUUUCGUUUACAGAGAUCAACUACGAGAGAAUGCGCUACUCAAGAGAUACUUCUGCGACGUCAACAUUAACGAUUUGAUCAGCUUCAACGAAGAUCUGGCACAUCAAUUGACCUCUGAGCCUGCCGAGAUCAUCCCUCUGUUCGAGAAUGCGCUAAAGAAAUGCACACACCGCAUUGUCUUCCCCCACGAACCCAAGGUCGAGCUUCCUGAGCACCAGCUUCUUCUUCACUCAAACGCCGACGAUGUCUCAAUCCGAAACCUCGACUCCGAAACCAUCUCACGACUGGUACGUGUGCCAGGUAUUGUCAUUGGUGCCUCUGUCAUGUCAUCAAAGGCAACAGAGCUCCAUAUACAAUGUCGCAACUGUGGGCAUACUCAGAAUAUUCCUGUCUUUGGUGGCUUCACAGGUGUCACUCUUCCCCGACAAUGCAGUCGAAGCCGAGUUCCGAAUGACCCAACGCCAAAAUGUCCCAUGGACCCCUAUUUCGUCGCCCAUGAGAAGUCUCGUUUCGUCGACCAACAAAUUAUCAAGCUUCAGGAAGCGCCCGAUCAAGUUCCCGUAGGAGAACUGCCCAGACACGUUCUUAUCUCAGCCGACAGAUACUUGACAAAUAGAGUUGUCCCAGGCUCAAGGUGUACUGUCACAGGCAUCUUCUCCAUCUACCAAAAUAAGGCUUCCAAGAACUCCUCCACCGGCGGUGCUGUGGCUAUUCGUACCCCCUAUUUGAGGGCGGUUGGAAUCCAGUCAGAUAUCGAUCAAGCAGCCAAGGGAAAUGCAACUUUCAGUGAAGAAGAAGAGCAAGAAUUCCUGGAAAUGAGCAGACGCCCGGACCUUUACGACGUCAUGACUGACUGCAUCGCCCCCUCUAUCUACGGAAACCGUGAUAUCAAGAAGUCAAUUCUCUGCUUGCUAUUAGGUGGCUCAAAGAAGAUUCUGCCUGACGGAAUGAAGCUAAGAGGAGACAUCAACGUGUUGCUUCUUGGUGACCCUGGUACAGCCAAAUCUCAGCUGCUGAAGUUUGUCGAAAAGGCAGCUCCGAUCUCCAUCUAUACCUCCGGAAAGGGCUCAUCUGCAGCAGGUCUCACAGCGUCUGUUCAGCGUGAUCAGUCCACUCGUGAAUUCUACCUCGAAGGUGGUGCGAUGGUCUUGGCUGAUGGUGGAGUGGUGUGUAUCGAUGAAUUCGAUAAGAUGAGGGACGAGGACCGAGUGGCAAUCCACGAAGCUAUGGAACAGCAAACUAUUUCUAUCGCCAAAGCUGGUAUCACUACCAUUCUUAAUGCGCGGACAUCAGUUUUGGCCGCUGCCAACCCUAUUUUCGGUCGAUAUGAUGAUAUGAAGACUCCUGGAGAGAAUAUCGACUUCCAGACCACCAUCCUUUCACGUUUCGAUAUGAUUUACAUUGUCAAGGAUGAACAUAGCCGUGAAAAGGACGAGACCAUGGCCAAGCACGUUCUUGGUAUUCAGAUGAACGGUCGAGGCGCCGAGGACAUGACCGAGUCUGAAAUCCCGAUUGACAAGAUGCGAAGAUACAUCACCUACUGCAAGACUCGAUGUGCCCCUCGACUUAGCAAUGAGGCUGCUGAGAAGCUUUCUUCUCACUUUGUUUCCAUCCGUCGCCAGGUCCAUGCCGCUGAGAUGGAGGCCAACACUCGCUCUUCUAUCCCUAUCACUGUCCGUCAGCUCGAAGCUAUCGUUCGUAUUACUGAGUCCCUUGCUAAGCUCACCCUCUCUCCCAUCGCCACCGAAACGCACGUGGACGAAGCCAUCCGUCUCUUCUUGUGUUCUACCAUGGAUGCUGUCAACCAGGGCAGUAACCAGGGCAGUCGCGAGCUGAACGAUGAGGUCAACCGCCUUGAGGCAGAGCUGAAGCGUCGUCUUCCGAUCGGAUGGAGUACCAGUCUGUCCACACUCCGCAGGGAGAUGGUUGAGGGUAAGGGAUACAGUGAGCAGGGACUCAACCGAGCCCUGAUGGUUCUGCAACGGAGAGACACAAUCAUGUUCAGAAACCAGGGAGCGCAAGUUUACAGGAAUGGAGCUUAA
Fusarium coffeatum is the source of this 2166-nucleotide messenger RNA. RefSeq lists its product as uncharacterized. Gene Ontology annotation, cellular component: MCM complex; nucleus. Bases 1 to 2166 code for a protein of 721 amino acids. Gene Ontology annotation, biological process: DNA replication; DNA replication initiation; double-strand break repair via break-induced replication. Lineage: Eukaryota; Fungi; Ascomycota; Sordariomycetes; Hypocreales; Nectriaceae. The transcript is spliced from 4 exons. Gene Ontology annotation, molecular function: DNA replication origin binding; ATP binding; single-stranded DNA helicase activity. The record is from RefSeq and is a predicted model, not a curated record.